UCCAAAGAUCCUAAUACAUGUCCAACAUGACAGCUGUCAGUCCUCCAUCCUCCAUUACAACAACAUCAGGGCAGGAAGCUCUGUCCAAACAGACCUAUUGGUAGCGCAACGAGAUGAGACUGCCUACUUGUGUCUACGCUACGACGCUGGCAUGCGUCUUGAUCUUGACCAUCCAUUGCCAAUUGGUGGCAGGAUCCAGCGGAACUCCAUUUUUUCGUCCUCGUCACAAUGGAUUCUGGCGAUCCAACGAGGCAUCAUUCGGCCGUCGAUCCCAAGGCGGGGCCUAUCCCGGUGCGAGGCCACUGAGUCUCCGAUCACAGGCAUACAUUGACAAGAUUGCUGCCAAGGAAAUGCCUGGCUAUUCUGGAGUUGACAAUGUCAUCGAAAGAUUUCCUCCCCGCGGUGGUGAAGAUUCGGAUACCUUUGUCAAGGUAGUUGGAAUCGCCACUGACAUAUUGGUACAAUGUGGAAGGGUAGUGCUACCUCCCAUUGUGGCAUUGACCAAGAUGAUAGUGGGAUUCUAUCAAGCUCUUCCCAAGGACGCCAUUAUGGCGCAGGUUGGACUUGUCUAUUGCUUUGCAGGCGGAUACUACCCAACAUUGUUCAGUUCCUUGGCAGCCGCCCAGCAGUUUGGUUGGGACGUGAUGGUGGAGGCCAUCCAGGACUUGACGGAUGAAGCCAUCAAUGUGAUUCAUGCUCUGGAGGAGGUGCAAACAUCCAAGUAUGGGUUUGAUGAUGAUAGGGCAGCAAAUUCCUUCCGACGCAACACUGCUGUUGUGAUGGCUACGGUGGAUCCACAAAAGGUGAACCAGGCUGCGGGAGCUCUGUACACAACUUGGGUGGGAGUGAGUUCCGUAUUAGAGAAGGAGUAUGCACGUGUCAUCACCUUGUCCUUGACAAUGGCCAGGUACAUUGAACGAUUGGCACAAUUCAUCCUGGCACCUCCCGCCAGAAUGUGCGUGGCGGCCGACUAUCACCGAUGGAUUCCCGUAGUGAUUGGGUGGGGCUGCAAGGCAGCGGCCAUGAAUGUAGCGUGGCGGAUACAACGAGUGAUGAGUGCCGCCACUUCUGCCAUUACAGGUGGUCUCAUGUUCGCCCGGGCCUGUGCCAGGAUGCUAUCAAAACGCGGAGUCAAAAUGUUUGGUUUGAUCCAAGAGGACGAUGAAGCUACAUUCUUUGACGAAGUGAUCGGAUUCAUGGUGGCUGGUUUGGGAUUCUACACACAGUUUGAAGCCCAAUAUCGCAACGGUUUUUCAUUCAAGGUGCCCUACCCGUUCAAUCUUGUGACCUGGCCAUUCGAUCUGGCCGAGAAAUGGAUUCAAUGGCAGAUCACCAAGGAAUAAUUAUAACGCGAAGGCCGACAGGAACGAUGAUGCCCUUUGUAAUAGGUUCCAAGUUCCCAAUGCGUUUUACUGCACAUCAACGAAUAGAAAGAUUUGGAACGGUAGCUAGCCAGAUAGCUAGAUAGGCAGCAACGACACGGAUU
Messenger RNA from Seminavis robusta, 1486 nucleotides. Lineage: Eukaryota; Bacillariophyta; Bacillariophyceae; Naviculales; Naviculaceae. The record is from the annotation of a GenBank genome assembly.